AUGGAGACUGUUAAGAACGCCGCCAACUACGUCGCCGAGACCGUCCAGGGCACCGGUGCCACCGCCUCGAAGGAGGCCAACAAGGAGGUCGCGAAGGACUCCGAUGCCGGUGUCAAGACCCGCGCCAACGCCGCUAUGGAUGCGCUUGGCGAUAAGAAGGACGAGUACUCCCACAACACCAAGGCCGAUGUCCACAAGGAGGCUGCUAAGCACUAA
Molecule: messenger RNA, 216 nt
Organism: Penicillium canariense
Lineage: Eukaryota; Fungi; Ascomycota; Eurotiomycetes; Eurotiales; Aspergillaceae
Gene: grg1
Product: putative glucose repressible protein Grg1
Exons: 3
Coding region: 1-216 (71 amino acids)
Source: RefSeq, a predicted model, not a curated record